Messenger RNA from Belonocnema kinseyi, 5029 nucleotides. RefSeq lists its product as uncharacterized. Gene Ontology annotation, molecular function: chitin binding; oxidoreductase activity, acting on CH-OH group of donors; flavin adenine dinucleotide binding. Gene Ontology annotation, biological process: carbohydrate metabolic process. The record is from RefSeq and is a predicted model, not a curated record. Lineage: Eukaryota; Metazoa; Arthropoda; Insecta; Hymenoptera; Cynipidae.
CAAUAAGUUACAUGAACGCUGUUACUACUAGAGUGCAGGUAUCAACUAGAGUUUUGUUCAAAAAUAUUCUGCUCUAGGUUCAAGAAUGCAUUUGCCCUCGCUUCUGCCAUUUAUACCAAAGUCCUGUGCUGAAAACUACUGCACCUGCUUGACGACCAUUUUUACAUCUCUCAUGUGGGUUUUUUCGCCUGAGGAUGUGCAAUUCAAUAAGCAAACGAAGACGGAACCAAAUGAUUACGACUUUAUCGUUGUAGGAGCUCGAUCUGCUGGAUGUGUUGUAGCGAAUAGACGAACAGAAAAUAAGGAGUGGAAUGUAAUGCUACUUGAAGCGGGAGGAGAGGAACCAGUUGCAGCUGAAAUUCCUGGCUUUUUUGUCGAACUUUUGAAAACAGAAAUUGACUGGAAUUAUACAACUCAAGAAGGAAAAGCAUGUUUAAUAAACAAAGGCUGCAGACUGCCUCGUGGAAGAGUAAUGGGUGGUACAAGUACACUAAAUGGCAUGAUUUACAUGAGAGGUAAUAAAAAUGAUUACAAUAACUGGGCUAUAAUGGGAAAUCCUGGAUGGAGCUAUGAUGAAAUUUUACCUUAUUUUAGGAAAUCAGAGGAUAACGAAGACCCAGACAUCGUUAGGCAGAACCCGAUAUAUCAUGGAACUGAAGGGUAUCUCACAGUUUCAAAGUUUCCUUUGCUUUCUGCAUCAGGAGAAAAAAUACGAGAAGCUUUCAACGAACUCGGAUAUCCAACCAGAGAUGUAAAUGCCGAAAGUCAAUUAGGAAUAACAAAUACCCAAGUAACUAUAGACAAUGGAGUUCGAAAAACUACCAAUGCAGCCUUUAUUCGUCCAAUUAGAGGAACAAGGCCCAACUUGAUUGUUAGAAAUAAAAUCUACGUAACUAAAAUUUUGAUAGAUCCGUUCGCGAAAAAAGCUUAUGGUGUUGAAUAUAAAUACAGACACACUGGCAUUACUGGGAUACUUAUGGCAAAGAAAGAGGUAAUUGUGUCCGCAGGUGUUAUAAACUCACCAAAGUUACUGAUGGUUUCAGGUGUGGGACCAGCUGACGAACUUCAAAAGCUUGGAAUCAACGUCUAUCAAAACUUAUCAGUCGGUCAUAAUCUUCACGAUCAUUAUAUGACUAUCGGUGUCUCGGGAAUAAUAAAAAAUGUUUCAUCAGAUGAUCUUGACAAAUGUAAAGAAGAAGUAGAAAACUUUAGUUAUUAUGCAAUAACACAGCAAGGAAGUUUCUCCGCAAGCAGCUCAGUAAUUCUUUCUGCUUAUGCUCGCACAGAUUAUGAAAUAAAUAAAAAAGUCCCAGAUAUACAACUGCUUGUGAUUAUGUUAAAUGAAAGCGAAUUUUCUAUUUCUACAAUAUUACUGGCUCCGAAAAGUAGAGGAUUAAUUAAACUAAAUGCUACUCAUCCAAUUUGGGGGUCACCUUUUAUACAUCCUGGAUUUAUGACUGCCGAACCAGAUCUCAAACGUAUGAUCCAGGGUAAUCGAAUUGGUCUCAGUAUAUUCAAUACCACGAAUAUGAAAAAAUAUCAAUUCAAACUUAAUGAUGACUCUGUGCCUCCUUGCGAUAAAUUUCAAUUUAACUCAGAUGAAUACUGGACCUGUGUUGUGAGACAAUUGGGUUAUGCAUGUCAUCACCUUGUUGAAACAUGCAAAAUGGGUCCCGAAGGAGAUUCGGAAGCUGUUGUUGAUCCAAGAUUGCGAGUUAAUGGAAUUAAAGGAUUGAGAGUUAUUGAUGCGUCUAUCAUGCCGGUUGUUAUCAGAGGAAAUACGAAUGCACCAACUAUUAUGAUUGCUGAAAAAGGUAGUGACAUGAUUAAAGAGGAUUGGUUAGAAAUGUAUAAGUCAAUACUUUUACUUGGAAUAUGCUCGGCGUUCGCUUCAGGUGCUUCAGGCAAGCAUACAGCGAGGCUGUCAGGAACUACUAAUAAGUGUCAGAAAAUCAUUAAUUGUUACGGUGAAUAUCUAGGAGAUGAGCAAAGUGAUGAUAAACUUUGCACUAACUUAUUUUUCGGUCUGGCUAAUAUUGAAAAAGAUGCUUCUAUACACAUGACUACUGAAUAUGAACGUACGGAAGAAAAUGAGUUCCAAGGGACCAACGAUCAUCAAAACAAAAAUAGACAAUUAAAAACAUUCAUCGCAAUGCAGGAUGCCAUUUGGGAUGGUCCUUAUAAAAAUAAUAAAAAUAAAAUAUUGUUUAAUCCGAUUCUAAGAGAAAAACUUGUUGAGAAUAUUGUGAACUUCGUGGAAAAACGCAAGUUCGAUGGUAUCGACCUCCAAUCGCAAUAUCUAACUCAAGAGGAUGCAGAUGAUUCUGAUAAGCAGAAUUUCGUUUUACUCUUAAAGGCACUCAAAGAAAAAUUCGAUGAAAAAGGUUUACUUUUAGCUUUAGCAGUUGAAGGUAUAGAAUCAAUUGCUAAGAGAUAUGAUAUUGAAGGAAUAUCGAAAUAUGUAACCUUCAUAAAUUUAAGAGCUUACAAUCUGCACGGCGAUCUUUACACAGAUGGAAAUAUACUGAAAUCUGGUCAUCUUGCUCCGCUGUACCAUUCAUCCAAAGAAAAUGCGGAGGAUCAAAAAUUGAAUGUGGAUUCCAUUGUGAAAUACUGGAUUUCGAAAGGUGCUCCACCAAACAAGCUAAUACUAGGAACUACUUUUAAGGCAAUGUCCUAUACUUUAGCUAAGGCAAAAAAAGUUGGUAGCGACGCACCAUUUGUCGAUACUGUAAAAUAUAGGUCAACUACGACAUGCUACGCCUUUACUUGCCCCAAUGAAAAAGAUCGUACAUGGAAACAAAUCUAUGACAAAGAACAACAAGUCCCAUAUAUCUACCAAGGGAAGAAUGUCAUUGGCUAUGAGAACGUUGCCUCCAUCAAGAAAAAGGCUGAAUAUGCUAUGAGUAUGAAGCUCGCUGGUGUAUUCGUGGAUAGUUUAGAAGACGAUGAUAUAAGUGGAUUCUGUGGAAAAGGGAAUUACCCACUUUUGAAGGCUAGGACUGCACUAUCAGUAAAUCCGAGUAAGACGGAUGCAGUUUUAGGCACCAGACUAUGCGACAGCUGUCUGGUGGAGCAGGGUUUAAAUCUCUACUGUGAAGUCCCGACUGAAAAGGAUCAGAGGACUGAUUUUGACAGGUAUCACUGGCGCCUCGAAGUCGAUACCCACGAUGGCCCUGGGGGCACUCAUACGUUUGGAGCCCCUUUACCUCACCAUAAAGGCUGUGGCUGCGAAGGGAGCCUGGAGAUUAAAUACUCAUAUUUUUUCCAGGUAAUGCUACUUGAAGCGGGAGGAGAGGAACCAGUUGCAGCUGAAAUUCCUGGCUUUUUUGUCGAACUUUUUAAAACAGAAAUCGACUGGAAUUAUACAACUCAAGCAGAGGAAAGAGCAUGUUUAAUGAACAAAAGCUGCAGGCUGCCUCGUGGAAGAGUAAUGGGUGGCACAAGUGUACUAAAUGGCAUGAUUUACAUGAGAGGUAAUAAAAAUGAUUACAAUAACUGGGCCAAAAUGGGAAAUCCUGGAUGGAGCUAUGAUGAAAUUUUACCUUAUUUUAAGAAGUCAGAGGAUAACGAAGACCCAGACAUCAUUAGGCAGAACCCGAGAUAUCAUGGAACUGGAGGAUAUCUCACAGUAUCAAAGUUUCCUUUGCUUUCUGCAGCAGGAGAAAAAAUACAAGAAGCUUUCAACGAACUCGGAUAUCCAACCAGAGAUCUAAAUGCCGAAAGUCAAUUAGGAAUAACUAAUGUACAAGUAACUAUAGACAAUGGAGUUCGGGAAAGUACCAAUGCAGCCUUUAUUCGUCCAAUUAGAGGAAGAAGGCCCAACUUGAUUGUUAAAAAUAAAAUCUACGUAACUAAAAUUUUGAUAGAUCCGUUCUCGAAAAAAGCUUAUGGUGUUGAAUAUAAAUACAGACACACUGGAAUUACUGGGAUACUUAUGGCAAAGAAAGAGAUAAUUGUAUCCGCAGGUGUUAUAAACUCACCAAAGUUACUGAUGGUUUCAGGUGUGGGACCAGCUGACGAACUUCAAAAGCUUGGAAUCAACGUCUAUCAAAACUUAUCAGUCGGUCACAAUCUUCACGAUCAUUAUAUAACUAUCGGUGUCUCGGGAAUAAUAAAAAACGUGUCAUCAGAUAAUCUUCACAAAUGUAAAAAAGAAGUAAAAAACUUUAGUUAUUAUGCAAGAACACAGGAAGGACGUUUCUCCGUAAGCAGCUCAGUACUUCUUUCUGCUUAUGCUCGCACAGAGUAUGAAAUAAAUAAAAAAGUUCCAGAUAUACAACUGUUUGUGAUUAUGUUAAAUGAAAGCGAAUUUUUAAUUUCUACAAUAUUACUGGCUCCGGAAAGUAGAGGAUUAAUUAAACUAAAUGCUACUCAUCCAAUUUGGGGGUCACCUUUUAUACAUCCUGGAUAUAUGACUGCCGAACCAGAUCUCAAACGUAUGAUUCAGGGUAUUCGAAUUGGUCUCAGUAUAUUCAAUACCACGACUAUGGAAAGAUAUCAAUUCAAACUUAAUGCUAACUCUAUGCCUCCUUGCGAUAAAUUUCAAUUUAACUCAGAUGAAUAUUGGACCUGUGUUGUGGCACAAUUGGGUACUGCAGGUCAACACCUUGUUGGAACAUGCAAAAUGGGUCCUGAAGAAGAUUCGGAAGCUGUCGUUGAUCCAAGAUUGCGAGUUCAUGGAAUUAAAGGAUUGAGAGUUAUUGAUGCGUCUAUCAUGCCAGUUGUGAUUAGAGGAAAUACGAAUGCACCAACUAUUAUGAUUGCUGAAAAAGUAAAGGAAUAUAAUAAAUCAGUGGAGAAAAAAUCGUUAAACAACCUUGUAGCUGCUGUCGAACCUCUUAUUCAGAUUUUCAGAAUUCGUCAUUCAUAAGAUACGUCUUAAUUUCAAUUUAUUUUACUUUAAUGAAAAAAAUUACAUCACCAGUAUGCUUUACUUAAGUAUAGGACAGUUCACACCAUAGUAAAUUUUGCUUUUACUAUUGAAAAUAGGUUUUAGUAUUACUGAUUGUAGAACUUACGACGAUGA